AUGAAAGCAUUCAUCUUACUUUAUUUUUUUGCUAUCAUUUUUUUGUCAUCUAAGUUAAAUUGUUAUGUUUUUGAUGAUAAUCAAGGUAUUUCUACAGUUUUACCAAAAGGACCAAUAAUUAGUUUUAAUCAUUCACAUUCAAAAUUUCAAAAACAAUGUAAUGCUGGUACAUGUACAUAUAUUCUUACAGUUCCUGGAUUAUCUAAUAAAAUUUAUAGUUAUUUUAAAGAAAAAAUUGAUAAUGAUAAAAUUAUUGAAGCAACAGAUGAAACAAUAAUACAACAUGAAAAUGAAAAUAUUCAGUCAUCACUUAAAAAUAUUCAAAGUGAUGUUGAAAAGAUUGAAAAUGAACUUAAUAAUUUAACAUCUAUAUAUAAUAAACUUGAAUCAAUUGUUGAAACAAUAGAGGUUAAUCUUGAACAAUCUAACGAAUCAUUGAUUUCAAUAAAAUCUUAUAUAGAUGAAAUGAAUAAAACAUCAACAAAUAAUGCUCUUUAUCAAUGCUAUGUCAAAGCAUAUGAAUCAUGUUUAGAACCAUCAUCAACUACAGCUAAAAUUACUUUAUCAUCAAGUACUAUAUCAUCUAUUAAAUCUACAUCACAAUCAGGUUCAAAAUUACCAACUGUAUCUAUGCCUUCAACUAAAAUUCAAUCUACACCACAAUUAGUUUCAAAACAAUCAACAUUACCUUACACCACAUCUAAAAUUCUAUCUACGCAAUCUACAAAUAUUGUAACUACUACAGCAAAUGUUGGAACAUCAUCAAAAAGUUUAACAACAACGUCUGUUGUGAAUACUCAAACAACAACUAUAUAA
Strongyloides ratti is the source of this 816-nucleotide messenger RNA. RefSeq lists its product as hypothetical. The coding region runs from base 1 to 816 and encodes 271 amino acids. Lineage: Eukaryota; Metazoa; Nematoda; Chromadorea; Rhabditida; Strongyloididae. The record is from RefSeq and is a predicted model, not a curated record. The transcript is spliced from 2 exons.